Molecule: messenger RNA, 477 nt
Organism: Haemonchus placei
Lineage: Eukaryota; Metazoa; Nematoda; Chromadorea; Rhabditida; Trichostrongylidae
Source: the annotation of a GenBank genome assembly
AUGCCGAAGAAUCACGACAUGUCAGGUGAUGCUCCAGCCAUAUCAAAGGAUGUACCAAAUGGGGGGCUCAAUUUCCUGUUGUUUUUAAACAACAGAACGAACAGGUCCAACAACGGAACCAACAUGUUCAGCAGCAGAAUCAAGCACUUUAACAGCAGAUGCAGCAAUUGCGUGCUUGUGGAGCAGAAAUUAGGAUCGGAGCAAUCACCCACGAAACAACAGUCUUCUAAUGCGUACGGCGACCUAGUGCGGGACCUGCCGUAUUUCAACUACGAUGAGGACGACGAUUCCACGUUUGACGCAUGGUACAAACGCUAUGGACGGGUAAUCGAUGAUCGAGGAUCUUCACUUCCCGAUGGCCGUAAACGAGACCUUAUUAUCGAUAAGUUGGAUAAGGCAACAUACAAGACGUAUUCGGAACACGUCUCACCGUUGGAGCCGCGAGACAUCGAUUUAUCCACUACUGUCAGACACUAG